UUCGACCAUCAACAUCAUUACAUCGCAGACCCUUGAACUAAUCUGGUGCGCACUUUUUUGUUUGUGAACAUUGUGUGAAAGAUAGUGUAUUUUGUUGAAAAGUUCCCGAAACGAUGCAGUCGCUCAGAAAGACGACCACAUGGAUUGCACCAUCCGCCAUGAGGUUCGCUAGGAUUAGCAGCCAAAUUGGCGAGAUGGGCUCUGGUGCCGGAAAGGGAGGCGGCGGUGGUGGCGCUAUCCGCGAAGCGGGUGGUGCUUUUGGAAAAAUGGAAGCCGCUCAUGAAGAGGAAUACUUCUUCAAGAAGCGCCAGGAGCAACUGCACAAGCUGAAGGAAAAACUAAUCGGAAAGGUUGAUUUUCACGAGGAGUCCAUUAAACAUCACGAAGAAGCUAUCGCACGUCACAAGAAAGCUAUUGAGGAAUUGAACCGAAGUCAGCAGUAAUCGGAAUUAGAAUCAGAAUUGCAUUACACGAUUCAGGAAGAAAUACUUAGCAUUGACUAGUGUGAUAUAGCGCAAUCAACUGUCAUUUACGUGUGUAAUUUUGUUUGGAAUAUAUUAACGGGUUUAGCUAUCGAAAACUUA
This is a messenger RNA of Aedes aegypti (yellow fever mosquito), 584 nucleotides long. Its product is annotated as ATPase inhibitor, mitochondrial. Gene Ontology annotation, cellular component: mitochondrion. The transcript has 3 exons. The record is from RefSeq and is a predicted model, not a curated record. Gene Ontology annotation, molecular function: ATPase inhibitor activity. Bases 114 to 443 code for a protein of 109 amino acids. Gene Ontology annotation, biological process: negative regulation of ATP-dependent activity. Lineage: Eukaryota; Metazoa; Arthropoda; Insecta; Diptera; Culicidae.